Messenger RNA from Argentina anserina (silverweed cinquefoil), 1387 nucleotides. RefSeq names its product pentatricopeptide repeat-containing protein At1g20300, mitochondrial-like. The transcript has 2 exons. The coding region runs from base 1 to 1152 and encodes 383 amino acids. Gene Ontology annotation, molecular function: protein binding. The record is from RefSeq and is a predicted model, not a curated record. NCBI's taxonomy places the organism in Eukaryota, Viridiplantae, Streptophyta, Magnoliopsida, Rosales, Rosaceae.
AUGGUCGACCUCGCCGGAAAAGUGAGGCAAUUUGAUUUGGCCUGGCACGUGAUCGACUUGAUGAAGGCUCGGAAUGUGGAGAUUACGGUGGACACAUUCUUGAUUCUGGUUCGCCGGUACGUGAGGGCCGGAUUGGCUGCUGAGGCAGUGCACGCGUUUAACCGUAUGGAGGAGUAUGGCGUCAAUCCUGAUAGGAUUGCUUUCUCUGUGGUGCUCGGCAUUCUGUGUAAGAAGAGAAGAGCGAGCGAAACGCAGGCGUUUUUCGAUAGCUUGAAGCAUAAAUUCGAGGCCGAUGUUAUUCUGUACACUAGCUUGGUUAAUGGAUGGUGUAGAGCUGGGAAUAUAGCCGAGGCUGAGAGAGUGUUUAGGGAGAUGAAGGCGGCGGGGAUUGAGCCGAAUGUGUAUAGCUACAGCAUUGUGAUCGAUGCGUUGUGUAGGUGUGGACAUAUUACACGCGCUCAUGAUGUUUUCGCGGAGAUGAUUGAUGCAGGCAGCAAUCCGAAUUCUAUCACAUUUAACAAUCUUAUGAGGGUUCAUGUGAAGGCUGGAAGGACAGAAAAGGUGUUGCAGGUUUAUAAUCAGAUGAAAAGGCUGGGGUGCAAUGCGGAUGCCAUUACUUAUAAUUUUCUCAUAGAGUGUCAGUGUAAGGAUGAGAAUGUUGAAGAGGCUACCAAGGUGCUGAAUUUGAUGGUGAAGAAAGGCUGCAGCCCUAAUGCAUCGACUUUCAAUCCUAUAUUUCGGUGCAUCGCGAAGCUGAAGGAUGUGAAUGGCGCUCAUAGGAUGUAUACUAAGAUGAAGGAUUUGGAUUGCAAGGCGAACACAUUGACCUACAAUGUGUUAAUGCAGAUGUUUGCGGAAUCAAAGUCUACUGAUAUGGUGCUCAAGCUGAAUAAGGAGAUGGAUGAGAAUGAAGUGGAGCCUAAUGUGAACACGUAUAAGGUAUUGAUAUCUAUGUAUUGUGCAAUGGGGCAUUGGAACAUUGCAUACAUGUUCUAUAGGGAGAUGAUUGAGGAGAAAUGCUUAAAACCGAGUAUGCAUGUUUAUGAGAUGGUUCUGAAGCAGUUGAGGAAUGCAGGACAAUUGAAGAAACAUGAGGAAUUGGUCGAAAAAAUGGUUGACAGGGGCUUCGCUACCCGGCCAUUAGCAGUCUAGAAUGAACCAGUGCCUGCUUCAUUUUUGUUUUAGUAAUGGAAUAUUCUUUGUACUGUUUUUAUGAAUCUCAGGUGUAUGUUUCAUUGUUGUUGUUAUACUACUAAGCUUGGAUACCAUUAGGGAUUCCUGUAAUCUUCCAUAACAGAUCAUUUCAAUCCGAUAUCAGAUUAGUGACUCUUUAGGAUUUUGAUGAUACCCUUUCCAUCUUAAUGAAAUGUUUUAUGUUUUCAUUUAA